AUGUUUUUGUCGAAACGAUGGCGUUUUGUCUGGACGAUGCUCCCUAAACUCGACUACACAAAAAGCAACAGACGCGGGUACCGGAAGAUAUGUGGUUGGGACUUCAUCGACAAGUCAUUGCAACUCCACAAGGCACCUUCACUAGAAUUAUUGAGUAUCCAAAUUAAUCAUCAAAAAUGUCCGGUUGAUUUCGAUAUCGGAAAGUGGGUUGACCGUUGCGUGCGAGAGCUGAUUUUGAGGAUUAAUUUUAUACCAACUACCGCAAAUCCUACCAGCUUGCCUAAGAGCCUUUACUCCAGCAAAGCGCUUGUGAAACUGAGUCUAUCGGGAAGGUUUCUAGUUGAUGUUCCUUCCCCGGCUUGCCUCCCGUCCCUUAAAUCGCUGGUCCUUAAAUUUGUGGUGUAUAAGGACCAAGAUUCUCAUGUUAAGCUUUUAUCGGGUUGCCCUGUUCUUAGAUAUUUGUACGUCUUACGUGAUAAUCAUUGCAACGUGACAAGGUUCAGUGUGAAAGUUCCUUCUUUAGAGAAGUUAGAGUAUGUGGAUCGGUCAUUCUUUCACAAUGAUAAGCGCCUGGUUAUAGAUUGCCCAAGAUUAAAUUACCUUUACAAUUCUGGCAGUUUUCGAGACGGUUUCUUAAUCAAGAAUAUGCCUCGCCUUGAUGUGGCCAAGGUUUUACGCUACGGUUAUCACCCGAAUGAAGAGUUUCUGACAUCUUUGUCCUCUGUCAGGUUUCUUGUUUUGGGUCCAAUCAAGGUCGCAGUUUUUAGUGCCAUUAACUUCUCUCGGCUGAUAAAUUUUACUUUGCGGAUACAUUGUUUAGACAAUUGGUUGGAACCACUUAUGCUUUUGCUUCAUAAAGCUCCUAAACUAAAAGCUCUUAAGAUCACCUCUGUUGAGGAUUUUAGGUGGAAAGGCUUUGGAGGAAGAAGAGCAGAGAAAAAAUUUCUGGCUUACAUCCUCGCAAACUCAAACUGUUUGAAGACGGUGAGAAUCUCACUGAGACCUUACAAGGCUGAUGAAGUGAAAAAGAAGAUAAUGGAGUUAGAAUCUAUGUAUAGGGUUUCAACAUCAGCUCAGGUUCAGUUUUAUGCUUGA
Camelina sativa (false flax) is the source of this 1095-nucleotide messenger RNA. Lineage: Eukaryota; Viridiplantae; Streptophyta; Magnoliopsida; Brassicales; Brassicaceae. The record is from RefSeq and is a predicted model, not a curated record.